AUGUUACACCAAGAACCACCCGUCAAUGUGUUGAAUAUUACCAAAGAAUGCGGUGAGAUAAAGGAGCUUUGGCUGCAACAGCCAGUAGAUCAUUUUGAUGUUAAUAAUACGGAAACCUGGUUAAUGCGUUAUUUUGUCAAUGAUAAUUUCUAUCAAGUUGGGUCACCCAUAUUUGUGUUUGUGGGUGGUGAAUGGGAAAUAUUACCGCAUAUGCUGCAAGCUGGUCAUUUUUAUGAUAUGGCCAAACAGCAGGAAGCUUUAAUGUUUUAUACGGAACAUCGUUAUUAUGGUCAGAGUUGGCCGAAAAGCGACUCAUCUACUGACAACUUACAAUUCCUUAAUGUUCUACAAUCCCUUGAAGACUUAAAGAGCUUUCUAACUUAUCAGAAGUCGUCUACAAAAGCUUUAGCAAAUGCCAAAAUCGUUUUAGUCGGAGGUUCUUAUUCUGGCAGUAUGGUAGCAUGGUUUAUGAAAUUAUAUCCUGAAAUGGCCGAGGUAGCCUGGGCCUCUAGUGCUCCUUUAAGGGCUAAAAUGGAUUUUAAUGGUAAGUAUUAA
This is a messenger RNA of Lucilia sericata (common green bottle fly), 555 nucleotides long. RefSeq names its product putative serine protease K12H4.7. The transcript has 3 exons. Bases 1 to 555 code for a protein of 184 amino acids. The record is from RefSeq and is a predicted model, not a curated record. Gene Ontology annotation, biological process: proteolysis. NCBI's taxonomy places the organism in Eukaryota, Metazoa, Arthropoda, Insecta, Diptera, Calliphoridae. Gene Ontology annotation, molecular function: serine-type exopeptidase activity; dipeptidyl-peptidase activity.